Fundulus heteroclitus (mummichog) is the source of this 1115-nucleotide messenger RNA. RefSeq names its product cathepsin Z. The record is from RefSeq and is a predicted model, not a curated record. Gene Ontology annotation, cellular component: lysosome. The transcript has 8 exons. Lineage: Eukaryota; Metazoa; Chordata; Actinopteri; Cyprinodontiformes; Fundulidae. The coding region runs from base 1 to 1020 and encodes 339 amino acids. Gene Ontology annotation, molecular function: cysteine-type endopeptidase activity.
AUGUGCACCAGUCCCCCCUGCUACCCUGUUAAAGACCCCACACUGGCCGUCUGUCUGUCUGCCUGGAAGAGUAUUUAUUCCCUACCAGUAGCAUGUGAGGUUAGUGUUCUGAAGAUGGUUCUGCUAGAAAGUUUAAUUUUUGUGCUCAGCACAUAUGCUGCCGCAGCAGAGCAGAUCUUUAGCAGUAAGCAUGGUUGCUACAAACCUCUGCCCAGAAAACCAAACUAUGGACAGAAAACUACACCUCGUCCUCAUGAACUCCUGAACCUUGCUCACCUGCCAAAGUCCUGGGACUGGAGGAACGUGAAUGGCAUCAACUACGCUAGUGCAACUCGUAACCAACACAUCCCCCAGUUCUGUGGCUCCUGCUGGGCGCAUGGUAGCACCAGUGCUAUGGCAGAUCGUAUCAAUAUUAAAAGGGGAGGAGUGUGGCCGUCUGCUUAUCUGUCAGUCCAACAUGUAAUUGACUGUGCUGACUCUGGUACCUGUCAUGGAGGAGACCAUGCAGGUGUGUGGGAGUACGCUCAUAAUUUUGGGAUACCUGAUGAGACUUGUAAUAACUACCAAGCUGUUGACCAAGAAUGCAAUCCAUUCAAUGCCUGUGGCACUUGUACAACCUUUGGGACGUGUAAUACAUUCCAGAACUACACACUGUGGAAAGUGGGUGACUUUGGAGGUGUGAGUGGAAGAGAAGAUAUGAUGGCAGAAAUCUAUGCUGGAGGACCAAUCAGUUGUGGAAUCAUGUCUACCCAAAAACUUGACGACUAUGCUGGAGGCGUAUACUCUGAGUUUGUAAAGUAUCCUGCUAUUAACCACAUUGUGUCGGUAGCAGGCUGGGGUGUGGAAAACGGUACUGAAUAUUGGAUUGUUCGCAACUCUUGGGGAGAGCCUUGGGGUGAGAGAGGCUGGUUCAGAAUAGUAACCAGCGCCUACAAAGGUGGAAGUGGAAGCCUGUACAACCUUGCUUUGGAGGAAGACUGUAUAUAUGGUGACAUGAUCAUCCCCUUAACUUACCAAUGAAGAUUGAGGAUCAGAUGAUGGCUAGAAAUGUGUGAGGCUUUAGAAACCUUGGUGUCUUGGUAACAAAUUUCUGUUUGAAAUAAACUGUUUUUAAC